Ictidomys tridecemlineatus (thirteen-lined ground squirrel) is the source of this 1325-nucleotide messenger RNA. It is a transcript of the gene Fbxo36, whose product is annotated as F-box protein 36. Lineage: Eukaryota; Metazoa; Chordata; Mammalia; Rodentia; Sciuridae. The record is from RefSeq and is a predicted model, not a curated record. Gene Ontology annotation, biological process: SCF-dependent proteasomal ubiquitin-dependent protein catabolic process. Gene Ontology annotation, cellular component: cytoplasm; SCF ubiquitin ligase complex. Gene Ontology annotation, molecular function: protein binding.
UUUCCCCUUGGCCCCUGCUCGCUGGAGCGUCCGCGGGACCGGCCCCGCUGCCUACUCGCGGGCCAUCACAUCGCCCCUCCCUCCCCAGGCCUCGGAUCAACUCUCCAAGCGGCCUCAGAUCUCCUCCCGAUCCCUUCGAGGGACCAGGAAGGGGACUGUGGGACUCCGCUUGGUAUCCCUCCGCCGGGGUCACCCCCUCCCCUCUGUGGUAGCAGGAACUAAUUCCCCUUCGGGUCACCCAAGACCUGGACGUGGAAAUUUCACGGACCAGGGUUCCUUGUGACCCUUGGAAGAAGAAACGAUCUCUCCGAGUUAGAAACACCCCUGCCAGCUCAAAAGCGUGAUUCGGUUUAAACUAGGGCUUUGGCCUCCUGACCCCAAUCAAGCCCCGCCCCUUCCUGGUUGUCUUAGCGACGGCGGUGGCGUCCCAAGAUGGCGUCGUGGUUGCCGGAGACACUGUUCGAAAUUGUAGGACAAGGCCCGGCGCCCAGCAAAGACUAUUAUCAAUUAUUGGUCACCCGCUCUGAGAUAAUUUUUAGAUGGUGGAAGAUAUCUCUGAGAAGUGAGCAUCGAUCAUCAAAACCUGGGGAAACAAAAGAAACUCAUGAAGACUUCCUAGAGAAUUCUCACCUUCAAAUUCAAAUUGCCUUAAUAUUUGGUGCAAGGAUAUUAGACUAUGUCUUCAAUAUGUGUGAAGGUAAAUUUGAUUUCCUCGAACGGCUCUCAGAUGAUUUGCUCCUGUAUAUCAUUUCUUAUCUGGAUCUUGAAGACAUUGCCAGGCUUUCUCAAACAUCACGCAGAUUUGCAAAGCUGUGCACGUCUGAUAUUCUGUGGGAGCAGAUAGUGCAAUCCUCCUGUGACACCAUCACUUCCGACAUGAGGGCCCUGGCAGAGGACAUAGGCUGGAGACAAAUGUUCUUCACCAACAAGCUCCAGCUGCAGCGGCAGCUCCGCAAGAGGAAACAAAUGCACGACAGCCUGGGAGAGAAUCAGCUGUUUUAGGGACACCUUUUGCUGCCGGCAGGAAGCUCUGAGGCACCUCUGUGCUUCUCUUCAGGGUCCAAAUCUUAAGAACAACGUUCCACUGAUCCCAGGGUCUUUCGAAAAGAAUAGAGGAUUUGUACACAAAUGCAGAACUCGGCCACCCAGGGCCCUGCUGGAACCACCAUCCCUGUUACACGGAGGGCCAGGUUGUGGCCCUGGAACAAGGAGGUCAAGAUAAGGAGCUUCGCGGGUCACUGUCUUCCCAACCCUGACGGUGCUCAGAACAGACACUGUGCUGUACAUCAGCAAACAAUAAAUGGUCAUCAGCAAGUUUCAUUAUA